Molecule: messenger RNA, 1918 nt
Organism: Carica papaya (papaya)
Lineage: Eukaryota; Viridiplantae; Streptophyta; Magnoliopsida; Brassicales; Caricaceae
Product: Major facilitator superfamily protein
Biological process (GO): monosaccharide transmembrane transport
Cellular component (GO): membrane
Molecular function (GO): monosaccharide transmembrane transporter activity
Source: RefSeq, a predicted model, not a curated record
AAACAAAAUAGGCACUAGAAAACUGCUGGGAAAGCGCUAUACAUGGGGCUCUAGUUUCUUUAUUCUAUUUUUAGUUCAAUUUCCGUUUUUAGCAUUUAUCUCUAUUCGACUUGGUCUGCUUUUUAUUUAUAUUAAUCCCUUCUCUCUAACACAUCCUUACAGGUCUUUUCUCUUCGCAGUUUGUCCUGUCUCUUGUACUUCGGAUCUUUUAACUUGCUUUGUAUUCAUCUGCUCCAUCUCAAAUCUGAGCUUCCCGUGUAUGCUGAUUCACAUUUUACUACUUAAACCCAGUUACAUACACCAGGAGAUUUAUAUAUCUCCAACAUGCCUGCAGUUGUCAUCACUUCUCAAGAUGCCCCAGAGUUUGAGGGCAAGGUUACCAUCUAUGUCCUAGUUUGUGUCCUUAUUUCUGCCUUUGGUGGCUUCACUUUUGGCUAUGAUAUUGGAAUUUCAGGUGGGGUGACAGCCAUGGAUGACUUCUUGAAAGAGUUCUUCCCAGUAGUAUAUGAGAGAAAGAAGGUGGCCUUUGAAAAUAAUUACUGCAAAUAUGACAAUCAAUUACUCCAGCUCUUCACAUCUUCUUUGUACUUAGCUGCUCUUGUUGCCAGUCUCAUUGCUUCUAAGUCUUGCUCAAAGCUUGGCCGGAAAGCCACAAUGCAAUUAGCCUCUCUUUUCUCUUUGGUUGGAGUUGGAUUAACUGCUGGUGCUCAACAUUUGUGGAUGCUUAUCCUUGGUAGAAUUAUUCUCGGGUUCGGAGUUGGAUUUGGGAAUCAAGCUGUUCCUCUGUUUCUUUCAGAGAUUGCACCGGCAAGGCUCAGAGGGGGUCUCAACAUCUGCUUUCAAUUAUUUGUAACCAUAGGAAUCUUGAUAGCCAAUCUGGUUAACUUUUUCUGCUCCAACAUUCAUCCUAAUGGCUGGAGGUUGGCUUUAGGUCUAAUCAGUGUUCCUGCCUUCAUUCUCGGUGUGGGUUCUUUAGCCAUUUGUGAGACACCCACAAGCUUAGUGGAGCGCCAGAAACUGGAUCAAGGCAAGAAAGUUCUAAAAAAGAUUCGUGGUGUAGCAAAUGUCGAUCUCGAAUUCGAUUCAAUUGUUCAAGCAUGUGAUUCAGCAAGGCAGAUCAAAGAUCCUUAUAGAAAACUAUUUAGCCCUGCCAGUAGACCUCCAUUGGUGAUCGGAAUGCUACUCCAACUUUUCCAACAGUUCACCGGCAUCAACGCCAUUAUGUUCUACGCUCCUGUGUUGUUUCAGACUGUUGGUUUUGGAAACGACGCUUCAUUGCUGUCUUCUGUUGUUACAGGAAGUAUCAACGUGCUGAGCACAUUCGUUGGUGUUUACCUGGUUGACAGAGCAGGAAGGAGAAUUCUACUUCUGGAAUCCUCUGUUCAUAUGUUCAUUGCCCAGGGUAUCAUCGGAGUGAUUCUAUUGAAGGACUUGAAACCACUUGGGUCACUUGAUAAAGCAGAGGCAAUUAUCGUGGUAAUCUGCGUGUGUGCUUUCGUGAUGGGAUUUGCAUGGUCAUGGGGGCCGCUGGGUUGGCUGAUUCCGAGCGAGACUUUCCCGGUGGAGACGAGAACUUCAGGAUUUGCAUUAGCGGUGUGCUGCAACAUGUUCUUUACAUUUUUGAUUGCGCAGGCUUUCUUGUCGAUGCUGUGCAGCAUGCAGGCCGGAAUCUUCUUCUUCUUCGUGGGUUGGAUUGUGGUGAUGGGUCUGUUUGCAUAUUUCUUUAUACCAGAAACCAAGGGUGUUCCCAUUGACGCCAUGCGUGAGAAGGUCUGGAAAAAACACUGGUUCUGGAAGAGAUAUUUUGUUGACGGCCAAGAUGAAGAUUGAUUGUUUUUAUAUCAUUUUAUAUAAAUAUGCUCUCCCAUGUAUGGCCCAACUUUUUGUUUUUUAUAAGUUUCAUUAACAAGAUAAAUUC